AAAUCUCAAUCGUCUUGUCUGUGAUACAUGUUUCGCAGCAGUUUUCUUUCGUUGAAAUUUUUGAGUUUUGUUUUGGUUUCUAAUUUAUGAAGUUAAUGUGAAAUCAGUUGAAGUGCAAAGCUUACAAUGUCUGAUGAAAAUAUAACAGUUAGCGAUAAUUCAGAUUUAGAAGACGGAGGGACGCCAGAACUGCGUGGCUAUUUGAGUAAAUGGACAAACUAUAUUCACGGUUGGCAGGAUAGAUUUAUUGUUUUAAAAGAUUCUACUUUAUCCUACUACAAAAGUGAACUCGAAAGCAAUCUGGGAUGCCGUGGUGCCUUAUGCCUCAAAAAAGCUAAAGUCAAGCCUCAUGAAUUUGAUGAUUGUCGGUUUGAUGUGUCCGUGAAUGACUGUGUCUGGUAUCUGCGUGCCACCAACCCAGAGGAGAAACAGCAAUGGAUUGAUGUCCUGGAAUCUUUUAAAGUGGAGUCAGGCUAUGGUACUAGUUCAGACAGUAGCUCCAACGGAGGAGGCCUGCGGAGACAUGGCUCUGUCACAUCACUGCAGUCUACUGGCUCUCAUGGUCGAACGGCCCGGCGGCUCACGGAGAAGAUCUCGGAGCUGGACACGUACGGCGAGCUGCUGGCGCGGCAGGCGGCGGAGCUGCAGGGGUACUUCGAGCAGGCGGCGGCGGCGGCGGGGGCGGGAGGGGAGGGGGCCGAUGUGGUGGACGCGGCUGGCGUUGCUGACGGUCCAGAGCGCCCCACAUCAGACUCGGUCCGAGCCGCCAGCGCGUCGUUCCGGGCGACGUGCGCCGCCACGCUGGCCGCGCUGCAGCAGUGCGUCGAGCUCAUGAAGAAGCGGGACCAGCAGGCGCGGCAGGCCGAGGAGCUCUACAUGGCGUUGAAAAACCAGCUGACUGAGGCGAGGUUAGCCUCCAAGCCGUGCCCAGAUCACGAGGAAGGCCCGCACUCUACUCUGCCCGACGAUGAGUUCUACGACGCCGUCGAGACAGGGUUCGACAAGAUGGAGCGGCAGAUCUCUCGCGUGACGCCCUCCGUGGUGCUGACGCGAGACCAGGUGGACCUGCCGCCGCCCGCCAUCGACGCGCGUCUCACGCUGCACCCGCUGUGGCCCGAGAUCGACCGGAUAUCAACAGAGCAGAUAACCGCCGCCUUCGAGGAGGUGGGAGGGGAGAUCGGCUGGCAGCUGUUCGCUGAGGAGGGAGACAUGAAGAUGUACAGGAGAGAGAUGGAGGUGGACGGCAUGGUAACGGACCCCCUCAAGGCGAUGCACAAGGUGCGCGGCGUCAGUGCUAGAGAGAUGUGCCACUACUUCUUCAACCCACGAUACCGAUACGAGUGGGAGACAACACUAGAAACCAUGCGCAUAGCGGAGGAGAUCUCGUGCGACGCACUCGUCUGCCACCAGACGUUCAAGCGCAUCUGGCCGGCGUCGCAGCGGGACGCCUUGUUCUGGUCGCACGUGCGCGCCGCGCCCGCGCACACCUACGCCGUCACCAACCACUCCACCACUAAUGAUGACUUCCCGGCGAACACGGGCGCCUGCAUCCGCCUCUUCGUGACGGUGUGCCUCGCGUGCCGCAGCUCCUGCCCGCCGGGGCAGCGGCCCACUCGAGACAACAUCACCACCAGCAUCGCCUACUGCAGCACAGUGAACCCUGGCGGCUGGGCGCCGGCGGGAGUGUUACGCGCGGUCUACAAGCGAGAGUACCCGAAGUUCCUCAAGCGAUUCACGCAGUACGUGGUGGAACAGUGUCGGGACAAGCCGCUCGCCAUGUAGUACUGAACGCACCCGGGAUCACCACCCACGUAUACCUUGUAAUUAUACAUACUGGGUGUUGAAUUAAGGGUAUAGUCAGCCGAUAGGGGGCGAUUCAGGGGUCAUUCUUAACUACUUUUGUUUGUAGAACGUUUUUUUCUGAGACCGCGUCCGUCGCCCCCUUUGGGAAUGCUAUGCCACUUUUGCAACACCAUGUAUAACACGUCCACUGCUGGAUAUAGGCCUUUCUCUCCACUAGCCUACCAAAAGGUCGCUCCGGCAGGCUUGAGGGCGUAUAAUGAACUGUUUAUAAAAAUAUUUUACGGGCUACAUCUGUAGGUCUGUAAAAUCGAUAAGAUUACAGAGCUGAGAUUCUAACGAACUGGCACUUUGUAUUUGUAUUAUAGUUUACGAAAAAUCAUUGGGGAUGUCUUAGAAAUGACUAUGCAUAUGUUAUGCAAUUGGGCGUAGUGGAUUAAUAUAAGUUCAGCAAAACUCUUUUGUUUUUCUAUAGCGUAUGUGCGAAUGAGGGAUUUAUUUGCGUAAAUGUAUUCUUUAGUGUGGUAAAUAAUCUUGUUGUAAAGUAAAGUUUAGUUCGUCAAAAGUGCCAGCUAAGCAUCUGAAGAGCUUAUAUUCGUUUUGAAUCUUGGUCAUAGGUUAGAUGAAUAAAGAUAUUUCACUCGGUAUGGGUCGUCAACGAGUAUUGCAGCAUUGUAGCUCUGCAGAAUAAGUAAAAUAAAUAUCUGAAAAACCCUGUUUAAAAUAGUAUUUACAGCUUUGACCAGAAAUAAGUUUAUAUACUUAGAAACUGUAUUACACCAAAGAAAGAAGUAAUUGUCUACUAAAACUUCUGGUGUAUCAAUAAAGGGGGGGGGGGCGACUCUGAAACAACGAAUCUUACAUCACAUCUGGUGUCAAAAUUUAAAAUAGCUAAUGCGAUGAAUACCCUUCUGGAUGAUCUUCUACAGUUAUUUUUCCAAUGCUCAGAUAAUGAUUGUGUUAGAAUUUGUCUGCUAAAAAUCCUUAUAUAUUUAGGUAUGUAUAUUAAUUAUGUGAGUAUUGUAAAAUCUAUCGUAAAUGUUUUGGCAGCUUUUUAAAACUUUUGUUGUCUCUGAGUUGUUCCCCAAUGGUCUGUUGAUGAUCGUACUUUUUAUACUUUAUGCGAUGUGGUCACAGGGACAAGCCUUAUGUAAAGUGAUUCAUAAAAAAAGAUACCUAUGUGUAUGAAUUUGUUUAUCUGCCUCUCACUAUUUUAGGUUAGAGGCAAAAUUUAAUAAGAGAUCACCAUAGCAUAUUUUAUCACUUAGUAUUGUAAUGUGUACAAUGUUACUAUCUCUUUCUGUUUACGCAUCGCAUGUUAUAAUGGAGUAGGAAUUGAUUGUUGAGAUGUUUUAGGCAUACACUUGUCUACGAAGGUACCUGGGGGCUGCGGGAGGCUCGAUGCGAUCUGUUUUGACUUUCAAGUUGCGUAUUUUAUAUAUUUUAGUGUUACUGUUUUAAUAACACCAGAUAUAAGUUUGAAACUGGUAUAUAAUUGACCCACAAUGAUUUAAAUUAAUAACAUAACUGAAAAAGUUUCUUUUUAAUAGUUGUUAAUCUAAACACGUCUGUUUGUUCUGUUAAUUAAAUAAAUCUGGUAUUGACAGUAUUUACCCUUUUAUAAAUACCUAAAUUUAUCGGGAAAUUUUAAUCAACCGAAGACUGGUCUUGUAUCAUUCAGUAGUUUAGAAAAUAUAGAAAACAUGUUUCACAUAGGAACUAUUUGUUGAUGUAUGACAUUUUAUUAGUAACUUUGAGUUGUCAGGAUUUUGGGUUCAUUAUAAUCCAAUAAGUAUCACAUCAAUGCAUCGGAAAUAAAUAUACGGUAGAACAGGUAGCCUUGUCUCUUACAUAUUGUAUUCAGUUUCAGGUGGUACACUGAUUUAUGUACUUACCGUUGUGUCUACUGCGAUUUUUCACAUUUAAGCUACAUUCAUGUGUAUUGUUGUUUAUUCAAGUACACUAUUGUGACGUUAUAUUUCAUUCCUUCUUCUUUCAUUUCAACUUGUGCCUGAACUUAAGUUGAAGUAUUGUACCUUACAAGUUUUCAUAUAAUGAGUCCGAAAUAUAGACUUAUUGAUAGAAAUAUAAUAUAUUAAACUGCAUUUAUAAUAUAACAGUGUCGCAGGCGUAUAGUUAAGUUAUCCGGCAGUAUACAAUAUACAUUUUAACAUGUUUUUGGUUUACUUAUUAAUUGAUUUAGUUAAGUAUUUUUGAAGAUUAGUCAAAGGAUACUUAUUGAAGAUACAUGAUUAUGAUAUUAGUUCUAUGAAUAUGUUAACUGAAUAACUUAACUAAAAGCCGAAACAUGAACACAAUGUUGGAAUUGUAAUAAGUUAUAUAAUAUAAUGAAAUAUAUGUUUUUUAAUUAUUGUUUAUAAUAAAAUGAUUUACUUCUA
Molecule: messenger RNA, 4199 nt
Organism: Plutella xylostella (diamondback moth)
Lineage: Eukaryota; Metazoa; Arthropoda; Insecta; Lepidoptera; Plutellidae
Gene: cert
Product: ceramide transfer protein
Biological process (GO): ER to Golgi ceramide transport
Molecular function (GO): lipid binding
Source: RefSeq, a predicted model, not a curated record